AUGUCUCACCAAGAUGGCGACGUAUAUGAGCAUAGAUUUAGUAAAAUACUUGUGUACAUGCAAAAAAAAGUUUCCUAUUUGUCGUUUGUAUCUCUGUAAACAUUGUUUAAAACUACGCUGUAUCGACUGUGUUCAGCAUGAAGUGGACACACCUUACUGUCCAAGUUGUCUGGAAAAUAUGCCUUCAGGGGAAGCAAAGCUGAAGAAAAAUAGAUGUAGCAACUGUUUUGACUGCCCCGUGUGCAGCCACACGCUGAUGACGCGAGCCACGUCUAGCCACGUGCCAGCAAACCCUGAGGACCCCAGCAAGCCAGUCACCAGAAAGAUGUACUACAUGGCCUGUGGCUUUUGUCGCUGGAGCACCAGGGAUAUCAAUCUCCCUGACCAAAGUGUUGCAACUGGGAGCUGGCCUGAGCUAGAAAAUCCACAUUCUAAAAGAAUAUCCAACCUUCUAGAGAAUUACAAGAUGAUGGCCCAGAUUGAAAAGGCUGAUAGGGAACGUAAAAAAUACGUCAAACGCAGGAACCACCUCUAUUUACAGGAAAAGUAUGGAAUUUCACCAUCUUCUGCCAAAAGGAAAGGCAUUGGAAAUUUCUCUAGUCUAAGCUUAAAGGAAGGAGACAAGGUGCCAGAAGGAUUGGAACCCAGCACCACAGUGGACAGUUUUGAUCCGCUUCCAAAUGAUUAUUUUACCCAACCAGCUGCAUUAGAUAAAAUCACCAAGUUGUCCCAUAGACUAACAGUGCCAGAGUACCAGCCUGAAGAAAUGGGUAAACUUCAUCCCAUACACAAGCAUCUGCUUAUGAGGAAGUCUCUCAGGUGCAAUGAGUGUGAACAUAACCUGAGCAAGGCCGACUUUAACCCAAGUUCUAUCAAGUUUAAAAUCCAGCUCACUGCACUACACUGGAUCCCUGAAGUCAGGAUCAUGACACCAUCUACAUUUACCUACAACAAGGAAACUGUGGUCACACUGACUAUAAGCAACCCUUCUGUUUUCAACACCAAUGUUUCUCUAGCGCAGAUAGAAAAUGAGACUGACACUGACUACUGCACUGCUAAGGUUGAGCUGCCUAAGAAGGAGCUAGUGUUGGCCAGCAGGGAUGAGCCAUCAAUGCAUGUUUAUGAUGAGAAUACACAAGCACAGGAGUUCAAGGAUGAUCCCAAGCUGAUAGUGUUUAGAAAGGGUAACAAGAUUGGCUUUGUUGUAAAGGUUACCCCUUUGGUUAAAGAAGGAGACGUUAAGAUCAACUUCCUGAUGAAACAUGAGUUCCGUAACACAACGGUAGCUGCCCUGCAGAGUGAAUCCAAGGAACCAGAGAUUGUGUGGCUGGAGCAUAAGGUCUAUCUGACACUAGGAACUAUUUAACUUAUCUGGAGCAUAAGGUCUAUCUGAUACUAGGAACUAUUUAACUUAUCUGGAGCAUAAGGUCUAUCUGAUACUAGGAAC
Physella acuta is the source of this 1447-nucleotide messenger RNA. Its product is annotated as dynactin subunit 4. Lineage: Eukaryota; Metazoa; Mollusca; Gastropoda; Physidae. Gene Ontology annotation, cellular component: dynactin complex. The record is from RefSeq and is a predicted model, not a curated record.